Messenger RNA from Haliotis rubra (blacklip abalone), 15372 nucleotides. RefSeq names its product dynein axonemal heavy chain 10-like. NCBI's taxonomy places the organism in Eukaryota, Metazoa, Mollusca, Gastropoda, Lepetellida, Haliotidae. Gene Ontology annotation, cellular component: dynein complex. The record is from RefSeq and is a predicted model, not a curated record. Gene Ontology annotation, molecular function: dynein light intermediate chain binding; ATP hydrolysis activity; dynein intermediate chain binding. Gene Ontology annotation, biological process: microtubule-based movement.
GUUUAUGAAAUGACCGAGAGAAGACUUCCAUUACUCAAAGAACAGUUCAGUAUGAAAUAACAAUCGGUGACAUGCAUUUGUGAAACACAUGAAUCAAUAACUAUGGAUGACCCACGAAUCGAAUGGAUUCGGAAUCGAGUGCACCAAUCACUUGAUAUCAGUGAAGUAGAAGUUUUCGAAGAAUUGUUGGAACGGGAUGAUGGUGAAAUAGAAAGACAACUUGGAAAAUUCUUGAAUGACACCCCAGAUGACAAUGAGUCCUCGAUUUUGUUUUACAAGAUUGUUCGUGAGGAAGAGGAGGAAGUUGAAGUCGAAUGCGAGCCAGAGAUACCUGACAUUCAGCAGGAGGAGGAAGGUGCUGAGGGAGAGGGGGAUGCUGCUGCUGGGGAGGACGAUCCUGCAGCAGAACAAGCCCUUCCAGUCUCCACCCCCACAGGCACAGAGAGGGAGGAGGAAACACCCAGCAGGAAAGGCAAGAAGAAACGUAAAGGCAAAGAAACGCCCUCAUCAGAGUUGGAGUCUGACACUCCUCGAGAAUCCGAGCCUGAAACUAAGCCUGAGGCUGACCCUGCUGCAGAGGAAGGACAGGGAGAAGAUGGAGAAGAACUUGAAGUUGUUCAGAGAACGAAGAUCAUCAUUCAGAAGGUGUUGAGGACGUAUCUGUACAUGUGCUACCAACACCUACCAGAGGAAGUUGCUGACCAAGACAGCGUCUACUUCCUGCGUAACACCACCGGCAUGGUGCCGCUUCCAAACACACUGGAUGAAGCCAAUGAAAUGCUGCCGGGAUACUUUGAGUUUGGUCUUCUCAAUGGUCACUCACUGGUCAUGUUGGAGCAAAUCAUCACACAGGUUUACAUGCCUCUUCUGUCUUACAACCAACACAAAAAUGGUGAUGGUCGGUUAGGGACUAAGAUGUCUGACCAGAGGUCAAUGAGUCGGCAGGACACUGAGGUGAGCCUGUCAGAUGGUGGUGACGAGGAAAAGGAUGAAAAAGAGGUCAACGUUGCUGAAACACGAGCUCGGGCACUUCUGCGAGACGAGUUCCUGAUAUCCAUGCAAAAAUUUGCUUCCAGCAUCAGUCGCACUUUACAACAGAUUGAAGGGGAGGUGCGCCUCGAGGUACCCGAAGUUGUGAUCCCGGAGAGUAUUGAGGAAAUCACCAGCAAUCAGGAACUGUUACAACUUGUUCAGGAUAAAUGCAAUGAAUGGGCUAAGCAAGUUCAAACAGCCCUGGAACACCAACUGAAGAAAGUCCCUCUUGGGAAAGGUCCUCUUGCGGAGAUCGACUUCUGGCGAGAACGAAAUGCAGCUCUUAGUGCCUUGACCGAACAGCUGAAAAUUCCGACAGUUCGUCAAAUGUUGGACAUGUACCUUCAGAUUGAUCUAGAUUUUGAGGACCCAAGGACAGGGUUGAACAAGUAUUAUGUGGAAGCGAAAGACAAUGUUCGGUUCCUGUCCACACUUGAAAGACAUUUCAAGAAUAUUGCUCAUGGUGCUACAUUCCAGAUAGUUAUUGAGACGAUUCCGUCCAUGAUGAAUGCUUUACGGAUGGUGUGGAUCAUCUCACGCCAUUACAACAAAGAUGAGAGGAUGGUUCCUCUGAUGGAAAGGAUUGCCCUGGAGCUGGCUGACCGGGUGGCAAAGGUUAUAGAUAUCCGAACAUUAUACAGAAAUGGCACUGAGGAGGUCAAACAGAAGACAGAAGAAGCCAAGAAAAUGUUGAUUGUCUGGAAGGAUUCCUACUUUGAUGUGCGAGCAAAGAUUGAGCAGUCUGGACGAGACCAGAGAUGGGAGUUUGAUCGUAAGCGACUGUUUGAUCGGACUGAGUACAUGGCCGGCAUAUGUCAAGACCUGUACAAUGUGGCACAGGUCCUUGAGGAAUUCUACAACAUCUUUGGUCCAGAGUUGAAGGCAGUUACUGGUGACCCUAAAAGGAUUGAGGAUGUGCUAACAAGAGUUGAUGCCCUUGUUACGCCACUUGAAGAGGUGACCUUUGACCCCUUCAGUCAACAAGACCAGAAGCACUGGAAACGGGUGAUGGAGUCCUUCAACAAGGAGGUCCUUGCCAUCGAGGGAGAAGCCAAGAUGUUCAUUGAUGAAUCAUUCCAGUCUCUUCGUUCUGCUGAAGGAGCUUUCGACAUGUUGCUCAAUUUCAAACACAUCAGGUCGCGAGAAGCCAUUAACAACCAAAUGAUGCAGAAGUUUACUGACAUUUUGUCCCAGUAUAGCAAAGAGGUUGAGAUCAUGAACAACUUGUUCAGGAACUACAAUGAAAGUCCACCUCUGCACAAGAACAACCCUCCUGUGUCAGGCUCCAUCUUCUGGGAACGCUCACUCUUCCAUCGCAUCAAACACACAGUCAUCCGCUUCCAGUCCAUGGAAGACAUGAUGGCAUCAGAGAGGGGGAAGGCGUCUCGAGCCAACUACCUGCGUGUAGGCAAACAGAUGAAAACUUAUGAGGAACAGAAGUAUGAAAUGUGGAGGGAGACAGUGGAACAGGUGCUGCCAUCUCUGCUGAAACGGAAUCUGCUGGUGAAGCCAUCACAUCUACAGAGUCACCAGCUUCAUCUACAGCAUCAGCUGCAGCUUCAGCAGCAAGCUGUUCAUCAACAACAACAACAGCAGCAGCAGCAACAACAGGGUGGAGGUGAUGAGGGAGGGGAAGAUGGAACAGGUAAUGCCUUCCAUAUUAAGUACGUGGUGGACUUUGACCCCCAGCUGGCGGAGAUUGUGGCGGAGACACGCUACAUGGAGCAGCUAGGGUUCCCAGUGCCGGAGUUGGCACGGAGCGUAGCUCUCCAGGAGGAGAAGUACAUCAAGUAUGUAGAUGGACUGAAACAUAUGCUUAUCCGCUACCAUCUUCUCCUGGCAUCGCUGGACAAUGCUGAGUCUGCCCUAUUAGAAGAUCACCAGCGAGAGCUGCGGCGUUUUUUGCGACCAGGAUCCAAACGUCUCAACUGGAACUCCCUUGGUAUCAAUGACUACGUGCAGAAGUGCAUUUCUGCCAUUGCAAAGUUUGAGUCUCUAGUCAACCAGAUUCAGAAGAAUGCCCGUGACAUCAACCAGCGACUGUUGAUGAUAGAGAAUGCAAACCUCUACAAAGGGCCACCGCCACCAAAAGUCCAAGACCUCCUGCCAAGCUGCAAGGAGUUCUUUGAACAUAUUGAGCGUGAGCGAGGGAAGGACUUCGAGAUUCUGGCCAGGAAAUAUCGUGCAAUAGGUCCUCUGUUGACCAAGAUGGAGGGAUUAGUUGUCCACACAAACACUGGACGCUCCCCCAAACUUCAUCAGUAUUACUCCUACUGGGAGAAGAAGGUUUAUGAAGCUCUCACAAAGUUAAUCAACAAUAACCUGCGUCGGUUCAACGCAGCGUUAACAGGAGAGAAGGCUUUAUUCCAAGUUGACACACUUCUUGCUGCCCCUGAUGUGAUUCUUCACCCCCAGACCAACGAAGUCUACAAGCUAACACUGCAGUGUGUCCGCGACUGUGUGGAAGGGACAAAGAGUUUCGUGCGAUGGAUGAACGGCACCUGCAUCGAGACGGCGCCACAGAAGGUUGACGGAGAGGAUGAGCUGUUUGUGUUCAGCUUCUUUCAGGACAUCUCCCAGAACCCGGAGAUCAUUGAGUUGGUUCAGAUUCUGGCACAGAACAUCAAAAACACACUGACCAGUCUCCAGCGCUACCUCAACAGAUGGAAGAAGUACCGGAACAUCUGGAAACCCGAGAAGAUGCAGAUAGCAGAAAAGUGGUUCCAGAAGGGCCCCACAGUGGUAGCCUUCGAUGAGAAACUCCAGCACUACUUCAAGACAAUCGAGGAAGUGGCGACGUUGCCUGUCAUCAAAGAUCAAGAGUGUAUCCGGCUCCACAUGGAGCCGCUGUCUCGUGCUGUCAAAGAAAACGCCACCCAGUGGAUUGACUGUCUUGGCAAACUGUUACGAGACUCGGCUAAAGAAAGUCUGUAUGAACUUCAAGAUUCUUUAGAGACCAAGUCUGAUGAUCUGGAACGGACUCCAACAUCUCUUGAAGAUCUCAAGUAUGUUCUGUCCACCAUUAACGACAUCCGGACCAUGUCACUGGAUGUUGAGACGAAGAUCCGAGACAUCCAGGAGAGAUAUAGGACACUCAGUAUAUAUGACAUACAGGUAUCAGAUGAGGAGAAAGAAGUACAGCACAAGCUGCCACACAUCUGGGACGAGCUUGUCCUCAAGUCCAAGAAUGUGGAUGCCAGCCUUGUGGUGGUCAAGAAAAAGUUUACAGAGAUAACACAAGAACACAUCAAGGACUAUCGCAAGGCUCUGGAGGCAUUUGCUGAAAGAUUCCAUGCUGAGGGCCCUGGUGCUGUGGCUUAUGACCUUGACAAGGGUCUGGAGCUGAUGAAGACUCACAGGGAGGAAGUAGCCCAGUAUGAGGCUCAGAGGCAGGAGUUAGCUAACGCCGAGCGUCUCUUCGACCUGCCCAUCACCAUGUAUCCCGACCUGUUGCAGGUCCAGAAGGAGAUGAAGGGCUUUGAGCAGAUCUAUGCCCUGUAUGAAGAGCAGAAGGCUGCACGUGAGCAGUGGGCGGAGACGCUGUGGGCCAACCUGAAUGUACAGCUGCUGCAGGGUAUUGAAGGCUUCCUCAAGAGUCUCCGCAAACUCCCUCGCGAUGUUAAGUCCAUGCAGGUGGCCAGAGCUCUGGAGGAGAAGAUGAAGGAGUUCCGAGACUCACUACCAUUGUUUGUGGAUCUGAAACAUGAGGCACUCCGAGAGAGACAUUGGAAGGAACUGAUGUCAAAGACAGGUCAGAAGUUCGACAUCAAUCCUGAGACCUUCACCUUGGCUAAUGUAUUCUCCAUGGAGCUUCAUCGCUUCCAGGAAACAAUCCAAGAGAUUGUCACGUGUGCCAGCAAGGAAAUGGGCAUAGAAAAGGGUGUGAAAGAGGUCGAGGAGACCUGGAGCAACAUGAAGUUCACUGUGCAGGCCUACAUGAAGGGCACGUCACACCGAGGCUUCAUCUUGGGCUCCGUGGACGAUGUGCUGCAGAUACUGGACGACAGCGCCAUGAACCUGCAGAGCAUGUCCGCCUCACGAUUCAUCGGACCCUUCCUGAACUCUGUCCAGAACUGGGAGAAGAGUCUGUCUCACAUCUCUGAGGUUCUUGAUGUGUGGAUGGUGGUUCAGAGGAAGUGGAUGUACCUGGAAGGCAUCUUCAUCGGAGGUGACAUCAGAUCUCAACUCCCUGAAGAGGCCAAGAAGUUUGACCAGAUUGAUAAAACAUUCAAAAAGAUCAUGACAGAAACCCACAAAACCCCUCACAUCAAGCUGGCAUGCCACGCCCAGAACAGACUGUCGGACUUGCAGAACCUCAGCAUGGGACUGGAGAAAUGUCAGAAGUCUCUCAAUGAUUACCUGGACUCUAAGAGAAACGCCUUCCCAAGGUUCUUCUUUAUAUCAGAUGAUGAACUGCUCAGUAUCCUUGGUAGUAGCGACCCAGAGUGUGUGCAAGAACAUAUGAUCAAGAUGUUUGACAACAUUUCAGCCCUGAGGUUUGCAAAGGGCACCAACAAUGAAUCGACAGCUGCUGCCAUGAUUUCUGCUGAGGGUGAGACGAUGGAGUUCCGCAGCAGCAUUCCGGCAGAAGGUCGUGUUGAAGACUGGAUGACGGGUGUCCUGGAAGAGAUGAGGAGGACCAACAGACUCAUCACCAAGGAGGCCGUCUUCUUCUACUGCGAGAAGAAGACAAGAGUGGACUGGAUGAUGAACUACCAGGGCAUGGUGUGUCUGGCCGGCAACCAGGUCUGGUGGACCUGGGAGGUCGAGGACGUCUUCAGGAAAGUCAAGAAAGGGGCCAAGACAGCGCUGAAGGACUACGCCAAGAAGCUUCACAAGCAGAUCGAUGAACUUGUAGUGCAGGUGAGAUCACCUUUGUCCAAGAAUGACCGAAGCAAGUUCAACACAGUACUCAUCAUCGACGUACACGCCAGAGACAUCAUCGAUGGCUUUGUCAGAGACAGUAUCAUGGAUGCUCGUGAGUUUGAGUGGGAGUCUCAGCUUCGCUUCUACUGGGAGAAGGAACCCGAUGAACUGACAAUCAGACAGUGUACGGGGAUGUUUGGCUAUGGUUAUGAGUACAUGGGUCUCAAUGGCAGGCUGGUCAUCACCCCGCUCACUGACAGAAUCUACCUCACGCUUACACAGGCUCUGUCGAUGAAGCUGGGCGGGGCUCCAGCUGGCCCUGCUGGGACAGGGAAGACGGAGACUACCAAGGAUCUGGCCAAAGCUCUGGGACUGCUCUGUGUCGUCACAAACUGUGGAGAGGGUAUGGAUUACAAGGCUGUCGGCAAGAUCUUCUCUGGUCUGUGCCAGUGUGGAGCAUGGGGCUGUUUUGAUGAGUUCAACCGUAUCGAUGUAUCAGUAUUAUCAGUCAUCUCAACGCAGCUGAAGACAAUCCAGAAUGGCCUGCUACUCAACCUCAAGAGAUUCCAUUUUGAAGGUCAGGAGAUUGACCUGGACAGUCGUGUAGGCAUCUUUAUCACCAUGAACCCAGGUUACGCUGGACGUACAGAGCUCCCUGAGUCGGUCAAGGCAUUGUUCCGGCCAGUGGUGGUCAUCGUCCCUGACCUGCAGCAGAUCUGUGAAAUCAUGUUGUUUUCUGAGGGAUUCCUUCUUGCCAAGGUACUGGCCAAGAAGAUGACCGUGCUGUACAAGCUGGCCAAAGAGCAGCUGUCCAAGCAGUACCACUACGACUUCGGUCUCCGUGCUCUCAAGUCGGUGCUGGUGAUGGCGGGAGAGCUGAAGAGAGGGGCAGCUGAACUACAUGAGGAUGUUGUGCUGAUGAGAGCUCUGAGAGACAUGAACCUGCCCAAGUUUGUGUUUGAGGAUGUCCCCUUGUUCCUGGGCCUCAUCACUGACCUGUUCCCAGGGCUGGACUGCCCCAGAGUCAGGUACCCCAACUUCAACGAUGCUGUGGAGGGAGUGUUGGAGGAAAACAACUACGUCAUGUUGCCGCAGCAGGUUGACAAGGUGGUCCAGAUGUACGAGACGAUGUUAACUCGUCACACCACCAUGAUCGUAGGACCGACUGGCGGCGGGAAGUCUGUGGUCAUCAACACUCUGGCCCAGGCACAGACAAAACUGGGCCUGACGACCAAGAUGUUCACCAUCAACCCCAAGGACAGGAGCGUCAUAGAGCUGUAUGGAAUCCUUGAUCCUACCACCAGAGACUGGACUGAUGGUUUGUUGUCCAACAUCUUCCGAGACAUCAACAAACCUACCGACAAGAAUGAGAGGAAGUACAUAGUGUUUGACGGAGAUGUUGAUGCAUUGUGGGUAGAGAACAUGAAUUCAGUUAUGGACGACAACCGACUGCUGACUCUUGCUAAUGGAGAGAGAGUUCGUCUCCUCAAGCACUGUGCUCUACUGUUUGAGGUGUUUGAUCUUCAGUAUGCCUCCCCUGCCACAAUUUCCCGAUGUGGUAUGGUGUAUGUCGACCCAAAAAACCUUGGCUUCAAACCUUACUGGCAGAAGUGGGUCAAAAGCCGGCCGAACAAAACUGAGAGGGAUGAGCUGACUCGACUCUAUGACAAAUAUGUGCCCUGUCUCAUCGAUAUGGUGGUUGAAGGCAUUGUGGAUGGUAAACAACAAGAAAAACUCAAGACAAUUGUGCCACUUACAAAUCUGAAUAUGGUGACCCAGUUGUCGAUGAUGUUGAAUGCGCUGCUGGUGAAGGAGAUCCCUGACCCAGCAGAGCUGGAGGCCAUAUUCCUUACUGCGUUGUACUGGUCAAUUGGAGGCGGUCUGCUGGAAGAUGGGCGUAUCAAGUUUGACAACUACGUCAAGUAUCUGGCAUCUCUCAACAUGAUUUCUGACGAGAAUGCUAUGCCUGGACCAGGUGACCUGCCUUCCAACUCCAUGCUGUAUGAAUACUUCUGGGACACGGAGAAGAAGGGAUGGAUCCAGUGGUCCAAGUUGGUGCCCAAGUAUAUCCACAAUCCGGAGAAGAAGUUCAACGAGAUCCUCGUGCCUACUGUCGACACUGUCAGGUCAACGUGGCUGCUGGAACUAAUGGUGGGCAUCAAGAGACCAGUUGUCCUUUUUUUCCUUAUCCUGACUCAUGCUCUUUUUGCUUGUCUUCUUCUUCUUGCGAACAUAAGCACCUCUACCCAUCUCCUCCUGAACAUGAACUUCUCCAGUCGGACCACUUCCCUUGACGUCCAGCGAAACUUGGAGGCUAAUGUAGAGAAGAGGACGAAGGACACAUAUGGUCCUCCACCGGGCAAACGCCUCCUCAUCUUUAUUGAUGACAUGAACAUGCCACAGGUUGACACAUACGGCACCCAGCAACCCAUUGCUCUCCUCAAGCUUCUGUUGGAACGUGGUGGCAUCUAUGACCGCGGCAAAGACCUCAACUGGAAGAACAUGAAGGACAUCGGCUACAUUGCUGCCAUGGGCAAGGCAGGUGGAGGUCGUAACGAGACGGAUCCCCGGUUUGUGUCGCUGUUCAGUGUGUUCAACAUGACAUUCCCUGACGACGAGUCUCUGUAUCAUAUUUACAACUCUAUCCUCAGCGGUCACACGCAGCCGAUGAGCAAGGACAUCCAGGACCUGGUGUCCACCAUCACCAAGAUGACCAUGUCGCUCUACAGCUCCAUUGUAAAGGAACUUCCUCCCACACCUUCCAAGUUCCACUACAUCUUCAAUCUGCGAGACUUGUCUCGGAUCUACAGCGGCCUCUGUCUGUCGACACCCGACAGGUUCACCAAAGUCGACCAGUUUCUUCGUCUCUGGAGAAAUGAAUGCUUGAGAGUUAUCGGAGACAGGCUCAUCAGUGUUGUGGACAAGGAGCUAGUCAACAAAACACUGAAAAGCCUGCUGGAGGAAAACUUCAAGCCUGAGGUUGAGUAUGUGUUGAAAGAUCCCAUCCUGUAUGGCGAUUACCGCACAGCGUUGGACGAGGGAGAACCUCGGCUGUACGAAGAUGUUCAGGACUAUGAUGCUAGCAAGGCUCUCUUCCAGGAGAUUCUGGAAGAAUACAAUGAAAACAACACCCCUAUGAACCUCGUUCUCUUCGACGAUGCCCUUGACCACUUGACCCGUGUGCACCGUGUCCUGAGAAUGGACGGUGGUCAUGCUCUUCUGGUGGGUGUGGGCGGGUCUGGCAAGCAGAGCUUGUGUCGUCUAGCAUCCUAUGCUGCGGGAUGUGAGGUGUUUGAGAUAAAGCUGAGCCGAGGCUACAACGAGAGUUCCUUCCGUGACGAUCUGAAGAUCCUGUACAACAAGCUGGGGAUGGAAAACAAGAAAACAGUCUUCCUGUUUACUGACCAGCAUGUGGCGGAAGAAGGAUUUCUUGAGCUGAUCAACAACAUGUUGACAUCCGGCAUGGUGCCUGCAUUGUAUGCUGAUGAUGAAAAGGAAGGCAUCAUUGGAUCGGUACGGAAUGAGGCUCUGGCAGCUGGAUGUCCACAUGCAAGAGAAAGCAUCUGGCAGUUCUAUGUUAACAAAUGUGCCAACAAUCUCCACGUUGUCAUGGCAAUGUCACCAGUGGGUGACACACUGAGGACACGUUGCAGGAACUUCCCAGGAAUGGUAAACAACGCCAGUAUUGACUGGUUCUUCCCCUGGCCUGAGCAGGCUCUGUAUGCUGUGGCCAGUGUUUUCAUCUCACCAGAUCAUACUCUCAUCCCCGACAAUCAUCGUGAGGACGUGGUCAGCCAUAUUGUGUUGGUGCAUCAAAGUGUUGGAGAGUACAGCAAGAAGUUCCUGCAGCGUCUGAGACGUAACAACUACGUCACGCCCAAAAACUACCUGGACUUCAUCAACACCUAUCUUAAACUCCUAGAGGAGAAGGACAAGUUCAUCCUUGCACAGUGUGAGCGUCUGGCGGGAGGUCUGCAGAAGAUCGCAGAUGCCAGCGAGCAACUUGCCGUGCUCAAUGAGAAGUUGGCAGUGCAGAAGAUUGCUGUGACGGAGAAGACUGCUGCUUGUGAAGCACUUCUUGAGGAGAUCUCCUCUGGAACCAUCCAAGCCACGGAGAAGAAACAACUAGCUCAGAAGAAAGGGCAUGAGAUUGAAGAACAGAGCAAGAUCAUUGUUGUAGAGAAGAAAGAUGCUGAGGAUGCCCUGCAAGAGGCCCUGCCUGCCCUGGAGGCUGCCAGAUUUGCCCUGGAGGACCUGGAUAAGUCAGAUGUCACUGAGAUCAGGUCUUUUGCCAAGCCCCCAAAAGCUGUGCAGACAGUGUGUGAAUGUAUUGUGGUCCUCAAGGGUAUCCGAGAAGUGUCCUGGAAGUCGGCUAAAGGAAUGAUGUCAGAGGCCAACUUCUUGAGAACUCUGACAGAGUUGGAUGUGGACAACAUUGGUUCCAGACAGACCCAGGCUGUCAAAGGGCUGCUGAAGGACAUUGAUAUGAGCCCAGAUGACAUGAAGAACAUCAGUAAAGCUGGAUCCGGUCUACUCAAGUUCGUGGAGGCCGUCAUGGGCUACUGUGUGGUGGCCAGGGAGAUCAAGCCCAAGAGAGAAAAGGUGGCUAAGCUGGAGAGGACGUAUCACCAAGCCAAGCGAGACUUGGAUAAGAUCACAAAUGAGGUGAACUCCCUGGAGAAGCUGCUGAAUGCGCUGAACAAACAAUACGAGGAGGCGAUGGCCGAGAAGAAAGCCCUCUGUGAUGAGGCAGAGAUCAUGGAGAGGAGACUGAUUGCUGCUGAUAAGCUCAUAUCCGGUCUCGGCUCUGAGAACAUCAGAUGGACCAAGGACUUGGAGGAUCUGAAACAGAUGAGGAUCCGACUGUUGGGAGACUGUCUGGUUAGUUCCGCCUUCCUCAGUUAUGUUGGCGCCUUCAGCUGGGAGUUCCGCUAUGACCUCGUACACAAGGACUGGGUGAAUGACCUGCGUGACCGGGGAGUUCCUCUCAGUGACCCCUACAGGGUGGAAGACCUGCUGACCAAUGAUGUCGAGAUCAGCAAGUGGACAUCCGAGGGUCUGCCGCCAGAUGAACUGUCCAUCCAGAACGGUAUCCUGACCACUCGGGCUAGCCGCUUCCCCCUGUGUAUUGACCCCCAGCAACAAGCUCUCAAGUGGAUUAAGAAGAAGGAAGAGCCUCACAAUCUGAAGGUGUGCACGUUCAAUGACCCGGACUUCCUGAAGCAGCUGGAACUGGCUAUCAAAUAUGGUUUCCCCUUCCUCUUCCAAGAUGUGGAUGAAUACAUCGACCCUGUCAUUGACAAUGUCCUGGAGAAAAAUGUUAAAGGGGCCCAGGGCAGGGAGUUUGUGGUUCUUGGGGACAAGGAGGUAGACUAUGACCCCAAUUUCCGUCUGUAUCUCAACACCAAGCUGGCCAACCCCAAAUACGGACCUAACAUCUUCGGCAAGUCCAUGGUCAUCAACUACACUGUCACACUCAAGGGUCUGGAGGACCAGCUGCUGAGUGUCAUAGUCAAGUAUGAGAGGAAGGAACUUGAAGAGCAGAGGGAGAGACUCAUCCAGGAGACCAGGUCACGUGUCAACAAGCGUCUGCUGAAGGACCUGGAGGACUCACUGCUGAGGGAGCUGGCCACAUCCCAGGGCAACAUGCUGGAUAAUGUGGAGCUCGUCUCUACUCUGGAGGAAACCAAGUCCAAGGCCACAGAGGUUUCGGAGAAGCUGAAACUUGGAGCCAAGACAGCAAUCGAUAUCGAGAAACUGCGUGAUGGCUACAGGCCUGCUGCUAAGCGGGGAGCCAUCCUGUUCUUCGUCCUGGCGGAGAUGUCGCUUGUCAACACUAUGUACCAGUACUCGCUAGCGUCCUACCUCGAGGUGUUCGAGUUCUCACUGAGGAAGAGUCUCCCAGACUCCAUCUUGGUGAAGAGACUGAGGAACAUCAUGGACACUCUCACUCACAACGUCUACAACUACGGCUGUACAGGUAUAUUUGAGAAACACAAACUGCUGUUCUCAUUCCAAAUCACCAUCAAACUGGAACAAGACCAGAGCCAUGUUGCCCAAGAGGAGCUGGAUUUCUUCAUCAAGGGUAACAUCGCUCUAGAAAAAAGCAAGCGACGUAAGCCGUUCCCCUGGAUACCGGACGAGGGAUGGGAAGACUGCAACCGCCUGGUAGAGGUUUUGCCAGAGAAGUUUAGUACACUACUUGAUGAUAUUGAGAGAAACGAGAAGCUGUGGAAGAAGUGGUACGAUCAUGACACACCCGAAUCUCAAACAUUCCCUCUGAAAUAUGAAGAAUCUCUCACACACUUCCAACGUCUCAUGCUCCUGAGAUGUUUCCGAAUUGACCGUGUCUAUCGAGCUGUGACUGAGUUUGUUACCAAGGUGAUGGGCGAGAAAUAUGUGACUCCACCAAUCAUAAGCUUCGAGUCGAUCUUCGAGCAGAGCACACCAAUGUCACCGAUUGUGUUCAUCUUGAGCCCAGGGUCUGAUCCUGCUAGUGAUCUGAUGAAACUGGCGGAGAGAUUGGACUUUGGUACCAACAAACUGAAGUUCUUGUCCAUGGGUCAAGGUCAAGAGAAGGUGGCCCUUCAACUGUUGGAGACGGCUAUAGCUCGUGGUCAGUGGCUUAUGCUGCAGAACUGUCAUCUGCUGGUCAAGUGGCUUCGUGACCUGGAGAAACAGCUCGAGAAACUGAACAAACCUCACCCAGACUUCCGUCUGUGGUUGACCACGGAGCCAACACCAAGUUUCCCCAUUGGUAUUCUACAGAGGUCACUGAAGGUUGUGACGGAGCCUCCCAAUGGCCUGAAGCUGAACCUACGCAGUACGUAUCACAAGAUCCCAGUAGCGUCGCUGACAGAGUGCUCACAUCCUGCCUUCCCCUCGCUGGUCUUUGUACUGGGCUUCUUCCACGCUGUGGUGCAGGAGCGCAGGAAGUAUGGCAAGAUCGGGUGGAAUGUGUCAUAUGACUUCAACGAGUCAGACUUCCGAGUGUGCAUGCAGAUUCUCAACACGUACCUGAUGAAGGCCCAGGAACAGGGGGAUACCAAGAUACCCUGGGCCAGCUUGAAGUACCUCAUUGGAGAGGUGAUGUAUGGUGGUCGUGCUAUUGACGACUUUGACCGCCGCGUGCUUCGGACGUAUAUGGAUGAAUACAUGGGUGACUUCAUCUUUGAUACGUUCCAGCCAUUCCAUUUCUAUGUAGGAGAGGGUGUCGACUACAGGAUCCCUGAAGAUGGAUCCAGGGAUGUGUAUGUUGACUAUAUUGAGUCCUUACCUCUUGCGAACACACCAGAAGUGUUUGGUCUUCAUCCAAAUGCCGAGAUCGGCUACUACACCCAGGCUGCUCGUGACAUGUGGAGCCAUCUGGUGGAACUACAGCCUCAGACAGGUGAAAGUGGGGCUGGGAUAAGCCGAGAAGAGUUCAUCGACAAGAUUGCCUCUGAUGUUCACAACAGGCUGCCACAAGAAUUUGAACUGGACAAGAUUCGUAAGAAGUUUGGACUGGAUAUCUCUCCUACGACGGUGGUCUUACUACAAGAGUUGGAAAGAUUCAACAAGCUCAUCAACAGGAUGAGGAGAUCACUAGUCACUCUCAAAAGGGCCCUUGCUGGUGAGGUAGGCAUGAGCAGUGAGCUGGACGAUGUGUCUCGCUCUUUGUUCAACGGUCAGAUUCCCACCAUCUGGCGGAGACUGGCCCCCGAUACCCUCAAGUCCCUUGCCAACUGGAUGAUCCACUAUGAGAGGAGAUACAAGCAGUACAACGCAUGGGUGAACGAAGGCGAGCCCUCAGUGAUGUGGCUGUCAGGUCUACACAUACCGGAGUCCUAUCUCACGGCACUGGUACAGGCAACAUGUCGUAAGAACGGCUGGCCACUGGACAAGUCAACUCUGUACACCAGCGUCACGCAGUACCAGGCCGCAGAGGACGUCACAGAACGGGCACAUGCUGGUUGUUUCGUGUACGGCCUGUGUCUAGAGGGCGCUGCCUGGGACAAGGAGAACACCUGUCUCAUCCGUCAGAAACCCAAGCAGCUCAUUCAAGAACUACCUGUACUCAAGAUCAUCCCCAUCGAAGCUCAUCGGCUCAAGCUGCAGAACACAUUCCGAACGCCUGUGUAUGUGACCUCACAGAGGAGGAACGCUAUGGGUGUGGGGCUAGUAUUCGAGGCCGACCUUGCCACAUCAGAACACACCAGCCACUGGGUCCUCCAAGGAGCCUGCCUCAUCCUCAACACAGACUAGAUCACAACAUGCUCACAUCGAAAAUACCAGUCUUAGACGACUUUACAGCUUUGACUCUCCAUAUCUAUAUUCCAGUCGUUAGAACUGAAUGACUUUAGAUUGUACAUUUGAUAUAAAUAUGUGUAAUCAGUCAAAUGAAGUAUGUUAUCAUUUUCAUAUUUUGAAAUAACUUAUUGUAUAAACAUCUGCCAAAAACAGGAAAUAUUGUUCAGUAAGAUGUUGCAGUCUAAGAUUACAAAAGAGUCAUUAGAAAAGGUAUGUACGAAAAUGCCCAAAGCCUGAAGAGAUUAUUUUUUCACUGAAGUCAUCAGCAUUGAAUGUUACAUUGUCUGUAAUGAAAUAAGUAUUAAGGACUGUUGUUAUGAUGCUAGUUAGUGUCAUAGUGCUGUUUAAUGUCAGUGUUAUUUGAUUGGUUGUGUUCAGUAUUGUACAUAGCUUUAACAGUAAAGCAGUAUUGUAUAUUUCUUGUUACUGUGAAGCAGUAUUGUAUAUUUCUUGUUACUGUGAAGCAGUAUUGUAUAUUUCUCGUUAUUGUAAUAUUGUAGUAUUUAAAUGAUCUAUGUAUUAACAGACAUUAUCACUGAUGAGAUCACAGUUAUAUCCAUGAAAAUACAUUCCAAUUAAAUCUUAAAAGUAAUUUCCCAAAAUACAUGUAUUCCGUCCAAUAUCUUCAAACUGUCUAUUUAUUUUUGCACUUUUGUGCACAAAGCUUUAGCUGUGAUAAGUUAUUAAUGAUUUACUUAUUUAUAAUCACCCAAAGUAAGUCUGUAAAAGCAUUCAUUUAUCUUUAUCCUCAACUUUCCAUGCAAACAUGUUGAAACAUUCCGUCCAUGUUUAAAGCAAAGGUACCAAAUUUAUGGUAAAUUCUCAUCUAUGAAUAUUCUGCUACAGUAUAUUUCUCUAUAUUAUAGGGGGAUUGGUUUGAGAUUUUUUCCACCUAUCAAAACCCCCUCAAAUCAGAAUUUAUUGGCUUUUGAUGUUAUUUUGAAGAAAUGUACUGAAAUUCAGUGUUAUGGAUUCCUUUGAUUCAGAAUAAUAAGAACUCGCCUUGUGCCAAACAUUGCUAUCCAUUUGUCAUCAAGUUCACCUUGUGCGAUUUUCUGUUGAUAUUGAAACUGUUGUGUUUUGUGCUUUUGUGUUAUACAUCUCACAUUAAAAUGUGUUUUAUUUUGUAUGAAGAAAAAGAAAACCUAAAAAAGAAUGAAUGAAAAUAAAAUGAAAAUGAAAUGA